UAACAGAUACCAAUUCCGUAUGAACCGAAUGGAUUUGUUCUUGUCUUUCCUUAACUAAGUUGUCUUAAUCUAAACCUCGGACAGUGGUGAAACAGGAAAAAGAGCAGGCUCGAGGAGAUACAUAUAUACAUCUAUAUACAUAUGAUUUUCAUUUUCUAUUCAUUGCAAUAAAGAAUUUGGAAUUAGGGCACAGCUCAGGAAUGGCCGUGUUCGAUUGAUCAAUUUUGCAGUCUCUCUUGAAAUCGCAGUUGAAGAAGAAAUGAGCGAUCAUCAUUCUCACUCCGACUCCUCUCCUCUCAUCGCUCCUUCUCCGAUCACCGCUCCCGUCGCCAGUAGCACCGAGAUCGACCUCGAAGCCGGCCCCGACGACCAAAUUCAGUGCCGAAUUUGCCUCGAAACUGACGGUAGGGAUUUUAUUGCCCCUUGCCAAUGUAAGGGUACUGCAAAGUAUGUUCACCGGGAAUGCCUGGAUCAUUGGCGUGCUGUGAAGGAAGGUUUUGCAUUUGCUCAUUGCACAACUUGUAAGGCUCCAUAUCGUUUGAGAGUUCAUGUUAUUGCUGAUAGGAGAUGGCGAACUCUAAAGUUCCGGUUCUUUGUGACUAGAGACAUUCUGUUUAUAUUUCUAGCAGUUCAACUUGUGAUUGCUUUAUUGGGAUACUUCGUGUAUCUAAUUGAUUUGUAUCAGAAGGCUUGGCUUCGUCUCACUUGGGGUUUUGAUAGCGAGCUAAGUUUCUACUAUAUAUGCGGCGCCCUGCUGUUUUUUGCUUUACUAGGCCUCUCUGGUUGCUUCAUUACCUGCUAUGACCGGAGAGUGCGGAAUGAUUUAGCUCAGCCAUGUCGAGAGUUAUGUCUUUGCUGCUGUCAUCCUGGGCUGUGUGCGGAUUGUCAUUUGCCCGGCACACUUUGCAUGUGGACGGACUGUACCACAUGCUUCGAAGGUUGUGCCGGUGCGGCCAGUGAAUGUAGUGGUUGCUUAGGCGGUGCUGGUGAAGCUGGGUUGCCGCUAUUGUUUAUAAUGGCCUUAAUCGUGCUUGGACUAUUUACCGUGAUAGGUAUAUUCUACAGCGUGUUAGUGGCUACAAUGGUUGGACAAAGGAUUUGGCAGCGCCACUAUCACAUUCUUGCGAAACGAAUGCUGACUAAAGAAUACGUCGUGGAAGACGUUGAUGGGGAGAUGACCGGAUCCGAUUGGUCACCGCCACCUCUCCCGGCAGAGCACGUUCAGCAGCUUAAAUCACUCGGACUUCUGUAAACUUUGAAGGGCUCGAAACUCAAAACAGCUGAAGAACGCGAGAUGAACUAACUGAACUGAGACGAGCGGAGUCGGGUGAUUUUGGGUUAAAAGAAAGAAGAGUAUAUUUAACUGAGAUAAACAUCUAACAGAUAAAAGAAAUAUGACGUCUGUCUGUGAUUCACUCCAUCACUUGUAACUUUUAUUAUUGUCAGAAACCUCAUUUAACUUUUUGUGCUGUGAAGAAAGAUAGGAUUCUUAAUUUUCUUGUCCAGAUGAAGCUGUGCAAAGAGUUGUCGGAUCUGCCAAUUUCAAGAAAAAAUAUAUAUUAUUAUAUCUGUUUAUAUUUGUCUAUAAAUAUUGUGUAUCUAUUCAUU
Molecule: messenger RNA, 1608 nt
Organism: Ipomoea nil (Japanese morning glory)
Lineage: Eukaryota; Viridiplantae; Streptophyta; Magnoliopsida; Solanales; Convolvulaceae
Exons: 7
Coding region: 260-1252 (330 amino acids)
Molecular function (GO): zinc ion binding
Source: RefSeq, a predicted model, not a curated record